GUUGCGCGUCUCUCCUUCCGAACUUACACAAAACAACGGUUGCAUUUUUUUGUUUUCGUGCCUUUUGGGAAAGGCUGGAAGCAUGUCUUCGGUCCUCGACCUCCUGGACUCGCCAGAACAAAUCAGCGGGAAUAGUACUGCAAUAGCCGAGGUGCAGGAGAGCAGCAUCCUGACGGAAAAAUUGCACCAAUAUCGGCUAUUGAUCCUCAUUCUGAUCUGCUCCAACAUGUGCACCGUGAUCCUGUCGAGUUUGAUCAUUCUUUUGCUCGUCCUGAGAAAGAAGAGGAACAAGUCCAUUCUGCAAAACACCAACGAGGCCCAGGAAAUGUCCGUUAUCGCCGACAACCACGGUGACGUCGGCCCCGCGGAAGUGCCGCUGUACGAGGAAGUAAAAUACGACCAGGCCGCUGCCAGGCCCCUUUCUGCUGGUCUCUACGAGAAGCCAAUACGUCUCAGCCCGCGAUCGGCGAAGAAAGUAAAAGCGAUGCCUGAGAGGCAGAGGACUUUCGAGAAAUUCGGAGAGGCACCUCGUGCUCCAGUUCAGUUCGAGUACGACUACGUCCGCACUGUUGAACCGGAACAUCUGUACGAUGACGUUGCACCGGAAACUUCCACGACACCACGUUGCAAAGACGCUGCUUCCGAGUCUGCGCAAUACCUGAAACUCUUGCCUUGAGCACAAUUAUAUUGGAUCUCUUUUGUAAAGCAUAAUAUAAAUAAUUGAAUUUAUUUUGUGCUUCAUAGACGCAUGUACCAUUAACAUGUAUCGUAAUAAUUUUUUGGAAAAAUUAAAAAUUAUUCCUUGAUUUUAUGUUUGCAAUCAAUCCGUAUUUUUCAAAUUUAAUAGAUGUAA
This is a messenger RNA of Cloeon dipterum, 853 nucleotides long. RefSeq lists its product as uncharacterized. The transcript is spliced from 2 exons. Lineage: Eukaryota; Metazoa; Arthropoda; Insecta; Ephemeroptera; Baetidae. Bases 83 to 676 code for a protein of 197 amino acids. The record is from RefSeq and is a predicted model, not a curated record.